Strongylus vulgaris is the source of this 1257-nucleotide messenger RNA. The record is from the annotation of a GenBank genome assembly. Lineage: Eukaryota; Metazoa; Nematoda; Chromadorea; Rhabditida; Strongylidae.
GCUUGCGAGUCACGGAGAGCUAAACUAUUUAGUCAAAAUCAAGAUUCUGAAAAUGCGGGUGGUAGAAAUCGAGCCACUCCGCCUAGAUUGAAUAAAGUUCGUCAGCAACACAGUCUACGUGCUAUAACACGAAUAAAUGAGAUGGGACCUUCUUCUGUGAUAUCUCGAUCUGAACGUUCUCCGUCAUCAAGGAAACAAAAAGUCUAUUCUGAUUCGAAGCAAACUAUAGGAUUAAGUGUAAACAACAUUCGUAACAAUGCUAUACAAGCAGUGACCCCAUCUACUACCUCCUCCUCUUCUACGCCGUCUGUUUCCACUUGUCAGGCAUCAUCUUCUAGUUCAAACCGUAGUCAAUGCGAUUCGAAGGAAUUCUCUUCUGUGUACAAAGACCUAUUUUUAUGCGUUAAGUCAUUCGCCUUAGUGGAGGACGCUAUUGGCUCCUAUAAUUGGAGUAGUGCCAAAAAGAUUCUUGAACUUGCUCCUCCGUGGAUGGCUGAUUUACCCAUGGCAUUGCACAUGCGUGCACGAAUAGCUUUUGAGCUAACGGAAUAUGCUUGUGCAAGAGAUAUCCUACAGAAAUUGAGGAAGAUGUAUCCACAACGUGUGGAGGGGAUGGAGCUGCUCUCGACAGCUUUAUGGCAUCUACAAGAUGCUCAUGAACUGUCAUCCCUAGCUCAACAAUUAACAGUUGAAGCACGAUCGAGACCGCAAACAUGGUGCGUGGCAGGGAACUGCUUUUCGCUCCAAAGACAGCAUGCAAAAGCCGUCGACUGUAUGGAACGUGCUAUUCAGCUGGAUCGCUACUUUGCCUAUGCUUAUACACUGCUAGGUCAUGAACUCAUCUUCCAAGAAGAGUACGAUCGCGCUGCUAACGCAUUUAGACGAGCAUUAGAGAUCUCACCUAAGGAUUAUCGCGCGUGGCAUGGUCUUGGCUUAGUUCAUUUACGCAAGGAGCAAAUGGGAUUGGCUCAGGUCAACAUUUCAAAAGCUGUUACCAUAAAUCCUACAAAUCGAGCUAUGCUGUGCCAGUUGGCACAGAUUGAACAAGCCUUGAAUCGUCCCGAACGAGCAAUGCGCCUGACAGACAGAGUCGUGUUUUCGAUUACUAUCUGUUCCUGCCCUGUAAUCGCAGUAUCGGGCCACAAAAGCGAAGCAACUAUCCAAGAACACAGAGUCCAAUUAGGCGCUAUCAAUGUCAAGUUCCUCAGUAGAAAACAUCGACAGGCCAGCACAUCCCCAAACGACGAGUGGAUAUAG